AUGGCCCUGGCCGGCCUUCUGGCAACCGCCAUGCCGCUGCCGGCGGACGCCAGCCAGUUCAAGCGCAUCCGCGACGUCAACGUAUCGUGCAACGAUGCACUGCGUUGCGACCUGUUCAUCACCAAUGCGCGCGUCACGCUGUUCACCGUCGGCUUCCGCCGGGCCGCGGCAUUCGAUGCGCCGGUCGCGCUUUACAUGACGAUGCGCGAGCCGCUGGCCGCCGGAUCGGACGUGCGCUUUUCGAUCGACGGCGCCGAGGUGCUGACGGUGCCUUCAGGCGCCUUUUCCUAUCGCGCCGCGAUCUCCGAAUAUUCCUAUGCCAACCAGGACGAGGUGCGCGCGCUGUUCGGGGCCACCAAGGCCGGCGAGCGGCUUCAGGUGACGUUCCGCACCCGCUCGGGCCAGUCGACCGCGCCCUAUUCGCUUUCGGGCGUCGUCGCCGGGGCGAUCUUCAUGGACGAGGUGCAGGGCCGGGUCGGCCGCGAGGACGCGCUGGCUGCGAUCGGCGCGGUGCCGGCGCCGGCCGACGAAGGCCAGAUGGCGGCGAUGGAUGCCGUGCCCGCCGGGUUGCGCCGCUAUUAUGAGGGUGAUGGCGCGCCAUGCGCGGAUUUCGACGGCACGGUGCCCGAUCCGCUGGGCGGCUUUUCCGCCGAUAUCGACGACGAGGUGCGGCUUGUCGGCCUGCGCUGCGGCUCGGGCGGGGCCUACAAUGCGCCGUUCGCCUUCUGGACCGAGAUCGACGGCACCUAUUACCGGCUGCCGCUGCCGGUGAUGACCGAUGACGGCCCCGGCGCGGUGAUGGUCGCCUGGAACGCGGUCUGGGAUGCCGAGGCGCGGCAGGUCACAUCCUUCUUCAAGGGACGCGGCAUUGGCGAUUGCGGCACCGUCACCGAUUGGAGCAUUGGCGAGGUGGGCUUUGGCUAUGGCUUCGUGCUCGCCGAAAUGCGCGUCAAGGACGAGUGCGACGGCGUCUUCGACGAGACGCUGGAAAGCUGGGAGCGGGUCUGGCCGGCGGCCGGCGUGGAGCGGAUCAAGGACACGCUGCGCUCGGGCAUCACGGCAUCGGGGCGCGCCGAGAGCGUUGCCGAGCAUUCCUGGCGGCUGUGCGUGACGAUCCUUUCCUUCGCCGAUCUGCUGCCGGCGGAGAUCGACCGGCUCAAACUGCUCAAGCUGGCCAUCAUUCACGAUCUGGGCGAGAUCUAUGAGGGCGAUGUGCCGGCGAUCCACCAGAAUGCGGACGAUGGGCGCGAUGCGCGCGAGCGGGCCGAUUUCCACAAGCUGACGGCCGUGCUGCCGGCCGCGCUGCGCGACGAGUUCCGCGCGCUCUACGACGAAUAUGCCGCCGCCGCGACGCCCGAGGCGGUGCUCGCCAAGGGGUUCGACAAGCUCGAGACGAUCCUGCAGCACACGCAAGGCGCCAACGCGCGCGGACGGAUGCCCAUCCGCUGCUCGCCGAAAUCCGGGCGCUGA
Messenger RNA from Effrenium voratum, 1470 nucleotides. NCBI's taxonomy places the organism in Eukaryota, Dinophyceae, Suessiales, Symbiodiniaceae. The record is from the annotation of a GenBank genome assembly.